Messenger RNA from Trypanosoma cruzi, 2217 nucleotides. RefSeq lists its product as uncharacterized. The transcript has a single exon. Lineage: Eukaryota; Euglenozoa; Kinetoplastea; Trypanosomatida; Trypanosomatidae. The record is from RefSeq and is a predicted model, not a curated record. The coding region runs from base 1 to 2217 and encodes 738 amino acids.
AUGGAUGCUGACGGCGUGCCUGUGCGAACGCACUUGUCGAUGCCUUCCGCAGCCGAACCGUCGUUGGCGGCAUCGACCAUUGAUAGAGGCAAAUUUGCGUCUCCACCCGCAACUCCGUUUCAGUUUGCGCAGCCGAUUCCAACGGAAUCCGCGGUAACGUUUUACUUUGUAGUUUUUUUAUGCAACCGCUCUCCCAUUUUUCACUCUAACCGCAUUCCUCUGCGUGACGACACGCCACCGUACACGCCCGGCGACAUCGUCUAUUUUGGCCCCUCCGAGGAGGUAGCGCAGCAGAAGCUGCAAGAAUUAGCGUUUCCCCUUGGGUUUGGUUGCAAGAGCUCGUUGACGCGCAACGGGCCCCUGUGGAACUCCCGUCUGGAGUCCGUGCAAAAAAGAGGCAAAGUGCGGUACCACCGCUUGAUGAUCGCCUCCACAUUUGUCGUCUCCGUCGCCGUAGAAAACGGUGAGUUGCGGACGAUGCAAACGAAGUACGCUGCCGUCGCGCUUGUUGUCACUUGCCCAGCAGAUCGGCCCUACCGUCAGUUCUUGGAGGAAAACUUUGAUGCUGUUGUGCGGAACAUGUUGCAUGUCGUUCUGAGCUUUGCAAUGAAGGCGACACAACUCUUCUUUUUUAGGCUUUCCCCAACAACCGUCGUGGGGGAGCUGGUGACGGAGUUGGAGCGAGACCCUCAGGCGAUACAAACGUACGGGACGUUGGGUGCAAUUCUUGUCAAUGCCUUCGCACAUAGUCAUGCAAUUCCACGCCUGCACAGUCGGAUUUCUUGCACGGAUGUCUUCAAUUUAUCUCGUAGUUCCUCCAGCCAACCACACAACACGACAGAGACAGUUGGGGACCUUCUGAGUGGUGCUCUCCGUGUUUUAUGUUCUUUUAGUGAGACCUUUACAAGCCGUUUUAUUGCCGGCCUGUUGUCGUUGUCGAAUUGGGAACGAUGGGGCUCCGGCCAAUCCAAUGUGGAUCCGCAGCAACAAGGGCACCGCACUGGGGACGACGGGGACAGAGUUGAUAUCUACGGGGACUACUGGAAUCGUAUGGAAAUGGUGGAGAGAAGUAGUAGUGGUAGUGGUGAUAACAUUAAUAGUAGUGGACUUGUAUCCCCCGUAUUGGAACGGUGCAAAAACAUAGGCAACAACAACAACAACAACAACAACAAUACAAGCAGUUACGGUUACACUGAGAGUAAUGCUGCUACCGCUGGGGCUCAGGUUUUGCAUAGAUUAGAUUUUAAUUCCGUCUCAAGGACAACAUCAGCCGUUUCGACGACAGCGCAUAGCACGGCUCCUAAUACUGAUGUCGUUUGCUCGCUUUCGUCUGAGCGUGUGGGACGUGUGGUAAUCUUCUGCACGGACCCCGAACUGGCGCGAUGUUUACUUAUUUUGGCGGCCUUUUUUUUCCGAGAUCAUCGUGCCACCGUGGGCAUGUCAAGCCGUUUGUGCGAUAAGGCACCUUUUGCGGGCAAAGUACUUUCAUGUAUCUAUCCCUCCUUUCCGGUGCAGUGGGUAAUGGAGGAGUAUGAUGAGACACGCAUGGACCGUUUACUUUCCUUUCCAUACUCUGUGGAUAACCUGCUUCUUGUCAUUGCCCCGCGUGUUGGUGUUUGCAAUCGCAUAAAACUCGAGAAGAAAUUUAGUCUUACCCCUAUUUUGGUGGAGAAGUUCAAGAAAGGCUUCCACCCCGUGUGUCCCUUUCAGCAACGCACUCUCAGUGUUGUAAAGAUGCUCCCGGACAAAAUGAUAUCCUCCGCACUUCGGGAGGCGCGGCGACUGCAGGAGAAGAGUCAUGGGACAGUGAACUGCGCCGUAUUUUUUGAGUUUUUUAUGUUAUGGCUUGUACGACAAAGCCAGUUAUGUCAUUCGCAGCAACGUUUUGCUGAGGUGGAAGCGACUUCUGUGUCUGUUGCUUCUACGCCCUUGAAGGUUGAGGGCUCCACGCAUGUCUCCUCCCGCAUCGGAUCCCACGUAACGAAGCUUUUCUCUUUUUUUUCCCGUAAAAACGGUGACGUCGUGGAUCGUCGCUGUUUCCCCCAUCGGGUUUUCUCUGGGACUGCUUCACCUUCCAUCGACGUCUCCGCGACGGCGCGUCCGGGACGUGUUUUUUCGGAUAACGGGUCCGACGGUAUGUUCGGGUGCGUGCACGAGAACUCGCAGCUGAUGAGUCUUCUGACGAAGUGCUGGACGAGCAGCCGAGAUGGCCCGUGA